Meriones unguiculatus (Mongolian gerbil) is the source of this 1314-nucleotide messenger RNA. RefSeq names its product polysaccharide biosynthesis domain containing 1 (gene Pbdc1). The record is from RefSeq and is a predicted model, not a curated record. The coding region runs from base 122 to 718 and encodes 198 amino acids. The transcript has 6 exons. Gene Ontology annotation, cellular component: cytoplasm. Lineage: Eukaryota; Metazoa; Chordata; Mammalia; Rodentia; Muridae.
GGUCACGCGCAAGCGUAGACUGAGAAAACGGGCUCUAUGUAAUAGUGUCAAUUAACUUUUAAAGCAGGAAGCGCAACAAGCCACUUCCGGGGAGGGAAAGCCGCUCUCACCUGUGUGCAAUAUGGAUGCUGCCAGCGAAACCGAAGAGCUGGUUUCUGGGGAAGUGUUGUCCAUCGCCCAUGCGCUUUCUCUCCCCGCCGAGUCAUAUGGCAAUGACCCUGAUAUUGAAAUGGCUUGGGCCAUUCGAGCAAUGCAGCAUGCUGAAGUCUAUUACAAACUGAUAUCAUCAGUUGACCCACGGUUCCUGAAACUCACCAAAGUAGAUGACCAGAUCUACUCUGAGUUCCGUGAAAAUUUUGAGAAGCUCAGGGUAGAUGUGUUAGACCCAGAAGAACUCAAAUCAGAAUCAGCUAAAGAGAAAUGGAGGCCAUUCUGCUUAAAGUUUGAAGGGAUCAUAGAAGACUACAACUAUGGUACUUUGUUGCGACUGGAUUGUUCCCAGGGCUACACUGAGGAAAAUACCAUCUUUGCACCAAGGAUUCAAUUUUUUGCAAUUGAAAUUGCUCGGAACCGGGAAGGCUAUAACAAAGCAGUUUCCAUCAGUGUUCAGGACAAAGAAGGAGAGAAAGGAGCUGACAAUAAAGAAGAGGAAGCUGAGAAAGGAGCUGAUAGUGGAGGAGAAAAAGAGGAAGGAGUCAACAGAGAAGGAGAAAAGUAGAAAACUAACCAGGGAGGAGUAAAAGAAAGCCAAGAAACAUGGCUCAGCUGAACCCACAAGUAUCAGAUGCUAUGGGCAUGGACACCUUUGAUUAAAUGAUUGCCCUUGCACAAAUGGAAGACUCAGAAGGACAUCUUUCUAGCUAGUAAGAGAAGCUGCUCUGGGCAUAAUGGCCGAAAACACAAUAGUGGAGUCUCUUAGAUAAUUGCUUGAUACCAUGUUGCUUGUCACCCUGUAAUUGUUGAAGUACAACAUUUUGUAAAUAAAUCCUUUUGGUUUGUAUUAGAUAUGACUCAUUUUAGAAAGUAUUUACAUUUAUUUGACCCUUUCAAACAUUUCAUAUAUAUAUAUAAUAUAAUCACUGUAUCUCAUAUAUAAAACUGUUUGUUACUUUUUCUCACUGUUCUCAGUAAUGAAGUUCUCAACCUGUUAGCUUGGUACCUGACACCGGGAUUAGAAGUUCUUACAUAAAAAUUGACUCUUAGCCAAACCUAGUACAUCAUACCUGGGAGGCUGAGGUAAGAGAAUUGCAUGCCUUUGAGGUCAGCCAGAGCUAUAGAGUGAGACUGCCUCAAAAAUAAAUUGCUUAAAAAGAA